CCCAAACCCUAACCCCUGGUACUUCAGAAUGUGACUCUAUUUGGAGAUAGGAUCUUAAGUAAAGAUGUGAUUAAGUUAAAUGGGGUCAUUAGGGCGGGUCCUGAUCCAAUAUAAGACAGAAGAUUUGGACACAGACACAUACAGAGGAAAGACAAGAACAACAAGAGAAGCCACCACAAUGAGAAGCCUGUGCACCGCAACGAAGAGUAGCCCCUGCUCGCCACAACUAGAGGAAGCUGGCACGCAGCAACAAAGACCCAACUCAGCCAAAAAUAAAUAAAUAAACUAAUUAAUUAAUUUAAAAAAAAAGGCAACAACAGAUAUGUCCAGAGGGCCAGAAUGCACGUCCCUCCUGGCAGCAGUGGCAUGAGAGCAGAGUACGAACUGCAGUGACUGGAGUCAUGGCAGGACAGGCAUUUAGAAAGUUUCUUCCCUUCUUUGGCCAAGAAUUAGUUGAAAGAAGUGCAGCCAAACCUGUAUCCAAAGGAAGCAUUAUGCUUCCAGAAAAUACUCAAGGAAAAGUAUUGCAAGCAACAGCAGUUGCUGUUGGAUUGGGCUCUAAAGGAAAAGUUGGAGAGAUUCAACUAGUUAGCAUGAAAGUUGGAGAUGAAGUUCUUUUCCCAGAAUAUGGAGGCACCAAAGUAGUUCUAGAUGACAAGGAUUACUUCUUAUUUAGAGAUGGUGACAUUCUUGGAAAAUACAUAGACUGAAAUAAGUCACUAUUGAAAUGGCAUCACUGAGGUUGCCCAUUCCACUGAAGUUCUGAAAUCUUUUCAUCAUGUAAAUAAUUUCCAUGUUUCUCUUUUAUAAUAAACUAAGGGGAAAAAAAAAGCAAGCACAGAUGACAGGUUCCAUUGGUGAAAUUACACACAUAUUUUUUUAGAAGGAGGCUCACAGUAUUGGUAUAAUUCACUUCAAUCAUUUAUUUUCAUCUUCCCCCCAAAGAGAGGGGAACAAUUAUUGAAUGGUAUCAGGAGGUCUUUUGAACCCUCUGUUAUAUGGACUGAAUGUCUGUGUCCCCUCAAAAUUCCUAUGUUGAAGCCCUAAUUCCCAGUGUGACUGUAUUUGAAGACAGGGUCUUUACAGAAGUAAUUACAGUUAAAUGAGGUCAUGAGGCUGUGGCCCCGACCUGAUAAGAUUAGCGUUCUUAUAAGAAGAGUCCCAGAGAGCCGGCUCUCUCUCCCUGCCAUGUGAAGACAGUGAGAAGGUGGUCACCCGCAGGCCAGGAGAGGGUGCUCACCAGAACCUGACCCUGCUGGCACCCAGAUCUCGGA
Molecule: messenger RNA, 1274 nt
Organism: Orcinus orca (killer whale)
Lineage: Eukaryota; Metazoa; Chordata; Mammalia; Artiodactyla; Delphinidae
Product: 10 kDa heat shock protein, mitochondrial-like
Exons: 1
Coding region: 402-710 (102 amino acids)
Cellular component (GO): mitochondrial matrix
Molecular function (GO): ATP binding; protein folding chaperone; protein-folding chaperone binding
Source: RefSeq, a predicted model, not a curated record